AAUGCCAAAGGGAAGGAUAAAAAUAGAGCCCAUAACUAAUAGCGCUGCAAGGAACCAAACUUUCAGGAAGAGGAAGAAAGGUUUACUCAAGAAAACCAACGAGCUGUCGACUCUCUGCGGUGUCAAAGUUUGUGCGUUUAUCAACAGCUGCGACAACACGGAGACGGAGUUUUGGCCGUCAAGGGAAGGCGCUGAAGCAGGGCACUCGGCGUUUAUGGGUGUUCUGCCGGAGGAACGGUGCAAGAAGACGUACGACCAAGAGAGGCAUCUGGAGGAGAGGAUCCAGAAGGGACAAGAGAAAGCGAUGAAGCUACAAGCGGAGAAUCGAGAGAUUGAGCUUAGAGAGGUUAUUUUCGAUCUUCUCAAGGGGAAGACGCUGAUGCCGCAUCAGUAUGGUGAUCCAAGUUUUAUGAGAGAGCUGAAUCUUUUCAUUGGUGGUUAUGCCAAUAAGGUAAGUUUAUGGACCCAGUUCCUCAAAUGUCCUUGA
Molecule: messenger RNA, 487 nt
Organism: Brassica oleracea var. oleracea
Lineage: Eukaryota; Viridiplantae; Streptophyta; Magnoliopsida; Brassicales; Brassicaceae
Product: MADS-box transcription factor PHERES 1-like
Exons: 1
Coding region: 2-487 (161 amino acids)
Biological process (GO): regulation of transcription by RNA polymerase II
Molecular function (GO): RNA polymerase II cis-regulatory region sequence-specific DNA binding; DNA-binding transcription factor activity, RNA polymerase II-specific; protein dimerization activity
Source: RefSeq, a predicted model, not a curated record